UUACAGGAUCUAGAAACAAAGGAACCAUUAGGAAUGACUCGACAAGUAACAGUUCGUUUAUCUCAAAAAGGUCCCAAUAGCUAUUUCUUUCGAAAUAAAACAAAUCGAUGGCGUGCUGCCACUCGCAAAGUUUGUAUGCACGCUUCUACAGAACAUUUCGUGGCCCAAACUCAUCCAACGGAAAAUACGCCUGAUGUACAGCUAAAAGAGUUGAUUCGUGGUCAAAAACCUAUGUAUACUACUAGUCCAACUACAACUGAUAGUCCAUCAUGUAGUGUGGUAGAAARUGAGGUCCAAAAAUCUCAUACCCAACAAGAUGGAUAUCCUGAUGAUAAAGAAUAUAAAUCAAAUAUUUUUUAUUAUUUGAUGGAUGUUCUAAGUACUGUGUCACAAUUUAUUACCCGCACCUCAUAUAUUGGCACCAAUAUUGUAAUGAUGGCUUGGAGUAUUACAUACCACAGUUGGUUAACAUUUGUAUUGUUAUUAUGGGCUAGUAUUUCAUGGAUGGUUCCUCAACAAAGAAAAACAAUGUUAAGAUCAUCACCAUUUUUAGUAUUCUAUGCAGAAUUUUUACUGUUAUCGCAAUUCUUAUACGGAAUGAAUUUAAAUGACUCCGAAUUACCUCAAACCAUUCAAGAUUGGAAUUUAGAACAAAUAGGCUUCACCAAAGUUCUUCAUUUCCCUUGCAAACCUUUAAUCAUAAAAACAUUAUUUACAACAAUGUUCUGGAUAACAAUGAGACAAUAUAUGCAAGAAAGGAGAGAAGCUAGAAGUCAUUCGGCUGUAGCUAAUAUGAUUGCUCCUCUUCAAGUUACAGUGGGAACAGCAACAGCUAUGGGAGGUGAUUCAGGCACAAAAGGCAGUCAAUUAAUGCAGAGACUUGGUGAAGAAGCUAAAAUAAUUCUAACUAAAUUCUGGAUAUGGGUUGUGGCAUUUGUUUUGUUUGGAAUUGGCAUAACUGGUGAACGGAUGACAAUAUUCCGAAUAAUUUAUAUGGCUUUGGCGUUAAUAUUUUUAUUAACAUUUCAAUUAUCUUGGGUUUUGUGGAGGAAAAUUAUGUAUGGUUUUUGGCUUACUGUCAUAAUUUAUUCAAUGCUGAUAUUAGUUAUGACCUAUACAUAUCAGUUUGAUAAUUUUCCAUACUACUGGGAAAAAUAUUUGAAAAUACCUCCCACGUUACAAUUAGAUAUAGGUUUGGAAAAAUUUGAAACUGGUGAGCUGUUUGUAAGACUUCUGACUCCUACAUUUUUUGUUAUCAUAACUGUUGUUCAACUUUACUAUUUUCAUAAAGAUUUUUUGGCUAUUUCUGAUAUAAAAAGCCGAGGUACUAGUAUUGUCAAACCAUCUAAACCAGGUUCUUCUGGUUCAGAUAGUGACAAAGAAUCAACAAAUUCUAGCAUUUCACUUACAGACAAUAAAUAUCAAAAACAUCCUCCACGUCCAAGCUUUAUAUCUGAAAGAAAAUCUUUCAAAGUCUUCAAAAAUCUACCAAAGGUCAAAUUACGCUCAUUUUUUAAGAUGCUUAAAACAAUUAUGUCAUAUAUAAUUGAGCUUGCAUGGCUAUAUGCCGAAUUACACAUGAUUAAAAUUAUAUUGUUGUGUGUCAUGUUUUUGGCUGUAUAUGAGGUGUGUUUGGUUCAUUUUGUGUUGGUUGUAUUGGUGACUAUUUCAUUAGUAUUUAAUAGCCGUAUACAGUCAAUUAUUGUUUAUAUUAUUUCUGUGUAUGUAUCUAUAUUGUUACUUACCAAAAUGAUUUAUCAAAUUGAAUAUAUACGAGAGGGUACAUGGAAUGUCACAUGUCCAGACCCUCAUGAUCCAGAUAAAAUGAAAGGUUAUAAUACUGCAAAUUGGGUUGGAUUUAAAAAGUCUACAGCUAAUGUCUCAUUACUCAAUUUACUAAAAGGAUAUAUUUCUAUAGUUUUUGUCAUCACAUUGCAUAGAGUUGUAAUCACUCGGCAAAAAUAUAAAAGACAUUUAAAAGGUAGACCAUUGGCUAAACCUUUAAGGAUGUUUCCAGGUAUUACAUUUAAAGAUGUUGACCAUGACAUACCUCAUUGUCUUAAGUAUUUGUUGAAUUUUGGAUUUUAUCGAUUUGGUGUUGAGAUUACUCUUAUUGCUGUAGCAGUAUUAGUUGGAACCAGAAUGGACUUUUACGCAGUACUGUAUGCAUUAUGGUUAAUGACUUUUGUAAUGUUGUCAAGGGGAACUUUAGCAAAAGUGUGGAUAAUUUUUAUGUUUUUUGUUGUCAUCACUAUACCAUUGCAAUAUGCUAUUGUGAUUGGACUUCCUCCAGAUCUUUGUUUACAAUGGCCAUGGGAUGAAAAUGAAAUUAUGAAGAAUUUCCGUGACUGGAUGUUCUUACCAGACCCUGAUUCCCCACCAGAUGCAUAUAAAUUAUUAUGUGAUUUUAUUGUGUUAUUAUUUGUAUCUCGCCAAUCUAUUGUCUUCAAAAUAGAAAGAAGACAUAUAGAUGUGGAAUAUCCAGGAGGAACAAAUCGUUCAAUUAUUGAGGAAGCUGAAAAACCCAGUUUUAUAAAUCCUGUUCCUGAUUUUGUAUCUCACAUAAGAUCAUGGCUUGAUAUUUUAAAACGUAUUGUUCUCAUUGGAUUUAUUUGGUUUACAUUAGCAAUUGUGUUUUUAGCCGGUACCAAUAGAGUUAAUCUAUUUUCUCUUGGAUAUCUAAUAGKGUCUUUUAUAUUUUUAUGGCAAGGCAACGAUUAUUAUCUUCGACCUGUAAAUGUUAUUCUUAAAUGGUGGAAUAAAUUAAUACUUUAUAAUAUUACUGUUAUUACCUUGAAAGCUAUACUCCAAAUACCUGGAUGUAUUUUUAUGAAUUAUAUGAAAAUGAAAGCUUGUUGGAUGAUUCAACUAUUUGGUAUUUCUUGUAUUCAAAAGUUUUCUACUAACCAUCCAGUUACAACGUCAUCAGACAAUGAUGAUUGUGAAAUACCAGUUGAGCAUGUUGGCCUAGCAUGGGAUAUUUUAUGCUUUGGGUUUUUAAUCUUUCAAAGACGUCUUUUUAACAGCCAUUACUUCUUUAGAAUUGUGGAUGAAACAAAAGCAAUGGCUAUAUUAGCCUCUAGAGGAGCUGAAUUAAUUCAAGAACUUUCACAAAAACGAAUCCAAGAACAGCAUGAAUCAGAAAGAAAGGUUCUGGAAAAAAUCAAAUCAAAAAUGGACCGAAUCAAAGCUACUCAAAAGAAAAUUCAAGGUUUUGGAAUCAAGGAUCCGGAAUCUCACGAAAAAGCCGAAGAAACUGCGUUCGCCCCCUUAGCCCGCGAUCUGUCGGGCAGUUCGAUCCUCCAGAGUUUUCACACGCCACUUGAAGAUGAACCACCCACACUUUCUUACCUGCAACCGCCAACGCCCACGUCCACUGUCCUGACUGUAUCGUUGGAUGGUUACCUUGAUCCGCAGCGAAUUUCGUUCAGUAGCACCACGCACCGACGGCCGCUGUCGUUUGACGAAAGUGCCAUUUAUUCUGGUGUAUUUUCACCACCACCAACAAUCACGCAACACCGACGUCAGUCCUCAUUGGGUGUUCCAUCUACCUGGUAUCCGCGCAAACGGUCGGCCUCAGCAACAUCUCAUCAUACUUCUAUUCGUUCUGGUGAUUAUUAUAUGUUUGAUGAAUUUGAUGAUGAAUUAGAUUCAAUUGUGGAAAAAGAUAAUGAAUUAAGUGAUGACUCACUUGAAGAUUCAGACAAGACUGACACUGACCAAUUUGUGUAUAAAAAAAAAAAAGAAAUGGAUAAAUCAGUUGUUGGUGAAACGAGUAAACUAGCCAUGGGUGAUGUCAAGAAUUUGAGAGAAGAUGCCCAAGAUGGAGAUAAGUUAAAAUCAUUCAGUAAGAAAAUUAAGGAAAAUAUUUAUUUGUUCAUGGCUUUUGUCAACAGUUCAACUAAAACAUUGACUAGGAAAUUAAAUAAAAUUUCUCGWGACUAUAGAUAUGUUAUCAGAACACUAGCAGUUGAAAAGAAAACAUUAAAACAAAAUCGAGGUUUUGGAAUUGGUCUAAGAACAGGCUCAUCAAUGAUUUGGCAGCCUAUGCCAUUUGUUGGUAAAAGUGUUACAUUAAGUGCUGAAAAACUGGAAGAAUUAGAAGAACAACAAGAAUUAAAUGCCUCCAAUCAGCCCCAGCUUAUGCGCCUUGUCUUGGCUCUUUGGUUUGCAAUCAUAUCCCACUCUGAUUUGGUGUGCUAUUUUAUGAUAUUCUUGCAUCAGAUUAAAUCUGCCACCAUAUUAAGUUUACCAUUGCCAUUGAUGGUUUUUCUGUGGGGUACACUCACUGUUCCUAGGCCAACAAAGAAUUUCUGGGUUACUCUUAUCGCCUACACUGAAGUUAUUGUGGUCAUUAAAUGUAUGUUUCAAUUUGAUAUGAUCCCAUGGAAUCAACAAGUUGUUACUGACAACAUGCCAUUCUUCCUUCCAAGAAUUAUUGGCAUUGAGAGGAAACCAAAUUACGCCACAUAUGAUUUAUUUUUACUUCUUGUUUUGUUUUUUCACCGAACUAUGUUAAAAUCAUUGGGCCUUUGGAAAAGUUCAUUGUCAUUUAAAGGAACACCUAUUAACCAAAUAUCAUUGUUUGACACAAUUGACACUCGAUGUUCAAUGGGUUCUGAAGGUUAUCAAGGAUCUGUAGACAAUGAUCCAAGUACUGAACAAACAACUGUUGUGUUAGCUCCAGAAUUUUUGCAAUCCAGUAACAAAGAUGAACAGUUAAUUCAAAAAUCAUAUGAUCAAUCAUUUGAUAAAUCAAACUCAGUGGAGACUGAUAAYCUCUUAGAAAUAAUGCCAUUAUCUCUCAAAAAGCAUUGCAGUCCUCUAGUGUCUUUCUUCGAACAGUUAAUAGAUUCAAGUUCUAGGGUUAAUGCGGACGUUUAUACUUAUAUGUUUUUAUGUGAUUUCUUCAAUAUAUUUGUUGUUGUUUUUGGAUUCUCAGCUUUUGGUUCUCAAAGUGAUGGUGGUGUGUCUCAAUAUUUUGAAGAAAAUAAAGUACCUGUUCCAUUUUUAAUCAUGUUGACCCUUCAAUUUGCAUUAAUUACUGUUGAUCGGUUGCUUUAUUUAAGAAAGUACAUUCUGGGAAAGAUACUAUUUCAGUUUGUGUUAAUAAUUGGUUCUCAUAUAUGGAUGUUUUUUAUAUUACCUGGGGUUACAGAAAGACAAUUUAACGCUGUAAUUCCUCCUCAACUAUGGUAUAUGGUAAAAUGUUUUUACCUAUUACUGUCUGCAUAUCAAAUUAGAAGUGGGUAUCCCACAAGAAUUCUGUUUGAUGAAUCUGAUUGGUAUUCUAUGAUAAAUGUUUACAAAAAGUCUAGAUCGGCACAAACAUUCUUGUCAAACUAUGAUUAUGAAGAUGUUGGUGUUUUCACCAUAACAACCCAUUCAGCAAAUACAUGGUCAAUCAGUCCACCUGAAUUGGAAAACAUGAUAAAAAAACUUAGCGCACCUAAUGCCUCUUACACAGUUAAAACUGAUUGGGCUAUUAACCGUAAGAAUGCCUAUGGAGARCAACCAAAAGAUGUUAAAGAUAGUCAUGAGAUCACUAUUAACCAAACAAUUUGUGCAGAAUUGGCUAAUCUCAUUACUUAUAAAAAUCACAGUGUCACAUUGUAUGGUUUAAUACCAAAGUUUAUAAAGGUCACUGGAUUUGGAGGAGCAAGUGCUGUAUCACAACUUAUGAUCAGUAAUGAAACUGUGCCAUAUAUGAAUGCAAGUGUGUUUUUAAAUAGCAUCAAUCAAAACAAUGACAGUGAAAAAUGGUGGGAUUUAUAUGAAGAAUGUCCCAAUGAAACUUCUGCACGAUAUUUGUAUGAUUUGCCCAAAAGUUCAUGUAUUCCUGGCGGUAACAAACAUACAUUCACAAUAUAUACAUUUAAUGACAAAGCAUUUCCAGAAACUUUGAACCUCAUUAGUGGAAAAGGGAUUAUUGGACUGUAUACAACGUUUGUUAUUGUUGUUCAUACAUUUGUUCGUGGUUUUUUCACUGGUAUAUCAACCAAAAUUAUGUUUGAUGAUAUGCCAUACGUCGAUAGAAUCUUACAACUGUGUUUAGAUAUUUAUCUAGUGAGAGAAAGUGGUGAAUUAGAUUUGGAAGAAGACCUAUUCGCUAAACUAGUGUUCUUAUAUCGGUCACCUGAAACGUUAAUUAAGUGGACUCGACCACCUGAUACAACAUCAAAUGAAGAUCCUGAUGAUGCUCUCCCUGAACUAUCUGCAUAAUAUGAUUUAAUAUAAUACUAAAUCUAAGCUAGUGAUUUUGUAUUGUUCACUUAUAUUAUUAAUAAUGUGGACUUGACAAUUUUAUUACAUCAAUCAAAGAUUUCGACAAUGCUCUCACGAUUUCACAWAAUCUCAUUUAAUGUAAUACUGAAUAUUAUAUACUUUGUUUGUGUGUCUUAGGUCUCAUGCAACAUUGUUAUUACUCUAUUAAUUAAAUAGUCUAAUUACAAAUAUUAUCUAAUUUACACGCUAAAUAUCUUAUUUACAUAAUAUCUAUGAUAUAUGAAUAUUUUUUUUACGCACUUCUUUAUCUGUGCUUUAUUAGUAAGAAAUAACCAUUUUAAGGUUGUUAUUUCUGUCACAUAAUUGUGCCCAUUGUGUUGUAUAAUUUUUUUUUUUUUAUAAUUUGUUAUUUUUUAUAAACACUA
This is a messenger RNA of Diuraphis noxia (Russian wheat aphid), 6650 nucleotides long. RefSeq names its product piezo-type mechanosensitive ion channel component-like. Gene Ontology annotation, cellular component: membrane. NCBI's taxonomy places the organism in Eukaryota, Metazoa, Arthropoda, Insecta, Hemiptera, Aphididae. The record is from RefSeq and is a predicted model, not a curated record. Gene Ontology annotation, molecular function: mechanosensitive monoatomic ion channel activity.